UUGCUGCCGUUUCUGGCUCUGUGAAACCCUUUUCAAGAUGGCCACUUCGGUGGACGUCAAUGAUACAAGCUGGAUGCAAGAACUGGAAAAUGCGCUGCUGUCAGAAUGUGACCUCAGCACACUUCGCCAGGUUUCAAAGAUGAAGCCUGUGCCUGAAUGCUUUCGUCCUUACGUUUGGAAGAUAAGCCUUGGAGUGAAAGGCAAGGAGGUCAAUGACUGGGAUGAAAUUUACGAUCUCUCAGAACAGUCUGUGAUCAGGAAAAGCUGCCAAGCCCUUGUCGACCGUUUUGGUAAUGAUGAAGAAGAGAAGCUAUCCGUCCUGUGUGACCUCGAGUCUGUACUCACGAGGUUUUGCAAGACGACUGGCUACAGAUACGAAGAAAAUAAUGGCUGGAUGGAGGUGCUAGAGCCACUGGUUGCUUUACACCUUUCGAAGUCUGAGCUGUAUUUCUGCUUCAGUGCAUUGAUUACCACCUACAUUCCAAGGGGUUGCCACAAAGAUGGUGCCGCAUUCCACCUCCUGAGACUGCUCCUGCUCUAUCAUGAUCCCGAACUCUGUUCCUUCUUGGAUACAAAGAAAAUUACUCCAGAUUCCUUUGCUCUUGUUUGGUUUCGCAGCCUUUUUUCUUCCACCUGUGACCUGAAAGUUAUUCAAGCCAUGUGGGACAUUUACCUGCAGCUGUCAGAUCCCUUUCUUGUAUUUUAUUUGAGCCUCGUCCUACUUGCCAACACAAAGGAGGAAAUUUUCUCACGAAAGAAUGAAAGCAAGGAGACACUUAUUGAGCUCAUUACUUCAGCCCCUUGUGCCUUAGAAGCUGAAGACAUAGAAGAUUUUUGCUCCCUCGCCCAGUUUUAUGCUACGAGAACACCACAGUCCUUUAGCAGGGAAUAUCAUGCUCUGAUCUUUGGCAGCGAAGAGUGCUUGUACAAGGACCUUCCUCAGGCUUUGUGUUUGCCUGUAUCUGUAUCUGAACUGGUCAUUUCAAGUAGGAUAGAGCUAGACAAGCAUUCAGUUGUGAGGUACUUCGUUGUGGACUGUAGACCUGCAGACCAGUACAACAGUGGCCAUCUCAAGACAGCAUUCCAUUUAGAUGCCAGCCUUAUGCUCCAGGAGCCACAGGCGUUCAACACUGCCGUACAGGCAUUGUUUGCAGCACAGAAGCAAGCCAUUGAUGCCGGUUCCAUAGCUGGGGGAGAACAUCUCUGUUUCAUGGGUAGUGGGCGAGAGGAGGAAGAUCAAUAUGUGCACAUGGUAGUGUCCAGCUUUCUACAGAAACAUCUUCAAUAUGUCAGUCUUGUACGAGGUGGCUACAAAGCACUACAUGACUUCAUAUCGGAAGACCUGGAAGGGCAUCUAGCAGACCAUACAGCACGACUGUGCAUAGUGUGUUGUUCGUCUAGUGCUAGCUCAACAAAUGGCAUUGAUGAAGAUGAUGUAUCAUUUCUUGCAAAGGUCACAACUGUGUUCAGGAGCAGAGCCAUGGACGUAACUGGAAAGUUGGUUGACUACAUCACCAACCCUCAGCAGCCACCACCUGACAGGCAUGUGAGCAGUUCGGACAAACUUGGGAAGAGGUAUCGUGGAAUGGCUCCUGUAUUCAGCAUCGAUGAUGAACACGAAGACAUGGGAGGACAUGGUGAUCGGGAAGAAAACGUCCAGGAAGAAGUAAGCAUCGGCACAUGGGUGAAAAAGAGCGAUGUCAUUGGGCACUUCAAAUGCGAUGAAUUGAAAGAUAAUGGUUACCUCUUUCCCAGCUACCUGAUUGUGACAGAGUCUCACAUGUACCUUCUACGAGAGAUGAGCCACAAAAAGGGAUGUGCUCGAAUAGUAGCGAGGCACCCUCUGGUGUCAGUGGUAAAAAUCACAAGUAAGAAACAGCACCCGGAGCUGAUUACGUUCAAGUACGGCGUCAGCGACAACAACACUGGUGCGUUCACAGUGACAUCAUGCGACAGGCUUGUGAUUCCAAAAGCAAAAGAAGCGACACACCUAAUCAAGACACAAAUAUUGAAGCUCCUCGAAGAAGUCGAGCGGAGGUAAUGGCGGUACGCCCAACUUCAAGACAGUGCCAUCCAUGUGACAUUGUGCAACAUUGUAGGUCCCUGAGAGUAGUGCAAUGUGAAAACAUUCCUCCUUUAGCAGGUAUUAGUGUACAGGUCGUGUAGAGGGAGGAAUGGUUUGUCAUCUAAUAGACAAGGAACAGUGGUGAGUAUACAACUCUGCUAUGCCUCUGUGUUGUUGACGUCCACUAGGGAGCAGGAUUUGGAUGCCAAGACAGUGUUAUCAUGGCAGAGUUAGAAGUCGGAACUCCAGUUUUACGACUCUGCUACACGCAACGUGUGGUAAUGACAUGUGGUUGCUUAGCCUGUAGGGAAAGCCUACGCAAGCUUAUGUAGCAAAAUCCAGAUUAUACGACAAUCGUUGCUUCCGUCUGUCCACCUUAUAUGAUGUUUCACUAUUCAAUAGGUUCACUUCACUUGGUGCUGCAUAAGAUGAUGCAUUCCUUUCAUUACACCUGUAGGGCACAGCGUUUGCCACGUGUUGCUGGCUGUGUAACCCGAGCUAUCUAUACGAUUUAUUCGGCCGCAUUUUGUUCCUCUAAGCAAGUUUGUGGAGAGAUGACAAGACACUUUUGAAUGGUGUGGCCGCUCAACACGAAAAUGCUCACACGGAAACUGUGCUGCAGUAACAUUGUGUGGUAUGUGAUGCUCUCGAUUGUUAUCGGCUAUGGCUUUGUCUUAGACUAAUAUGCAGUGUCUUUAUAUGCAGUGGUCCCUGAGUUAUAGCCCACAUGGAGGCAUAAAAUGCGAGCUAAAGCAGAGGUUACAAAGACAAAAAUCAGAUUGGUAACACUCAAAGCUGUCACCAUAAGAAUAAGUAUAACUGCUUGUAAAUGAAGACAAGAGUAGUUACUGAAGUGGUGUUGUCCUGCAGGCACACAAAAUAACACGACAUAUUGCUGUACACAUUGAUAGAUGUAGUUUACUGCAUCAUGCACACAUUGUACGGCAGACCAGAAUAUUGAGAAAAAAUGAUUGUGAUAGCUGUGCUCAGGGUCAUGCUGUUGAGUUUUAAUGUAAAACUACAGACAUGCUCUCCGUAACGGUUCAGGUGAUUUUGACUGGUGCUGUAGCAGUAAUGCUCGACAUCAUUGGCCUUGGUGGUGACGUGGUGGCUUCUUCUUUCGUCGUCUAUAAGUCCAGAACGUUCCACAACAGUGAAUGGCACUUUUUACAUUCCUUAGAGUUGACUCUGUCCCGUAGGACACAUUUCCUUUGAUUUUGAUUGUAUUUUAUCGUAUGUGCUGGCAUUAUCAGAAAAUUCACACUUCAGGGCACUAUUUUCUUUAUAACUUUUGAACCCAAAAUGGUCUUUCUGUAUGCAUACGGCUAGAGCUCAUCAAGGAGAAUCGUUUGGCUCCUGAGUUGUUUAGCUGUAGGAUAUGGUACGUACGCCAUGUGCAGUGAUUGUCGGAUGACCUUCAAUAGUUUUUAUAUUAUGAGCAUUUAAAAUUACUACCUGUUUCGUGACGAGAUUUCCUCAGUCGUGACACCUCACGCGUAAAAAAUAAUUGUUUUUCUAAGUGCUGUAGUUGGCGAGAUAGACACACUGAACAGACUUCCACGUUAAGCUUUGAUGCAGAGGAUCGGGAACCUUGCACACACCCAUUGGUUCCCAAAAACGUGAUCCCCCCAAUGCCCCCUCACUAGCAUGUAGGCCUGCAGUAAUGUCUGAGCCAGAUAGCUUCGGUAUUCGUGAUGCUGAUUUUCUAUGCAUCUAUUGUCUCCUAAGCUGUAAAACUUGUAAAUGCCGAUUCACGUCGAUUGCAUAUAAUCGUCUAUUAGAUUUGUCUGGCGUGCCCUGGGGUGAAGUGUCACAACCCUUUUAAAACCAUGCUGCUUGUUCGAGACAUAUGCCAAGUUGUGUUUGGAUUGUGGUAUGAAGAGAGUUUGGUUAUAGAGCAUGUAAGUUUGGGUGAGGAGGGAAUAUGUUUAUUGGUAUCAAAGGUAAGGUUAGCCAGACUACGAUCGACGAUCAGCAUUGUAAGCACUGCAAUCUGAAUCAUCCUCCUGGUUCUUGUAUGGUGGAUUUUAGCAUAGAGUAUCACUCGUGAGGUUCGCAACAUUCAUUGCUGUAGUAGUCAUUUUGCUGCCAUGUACAGGGUGUCUCAUGUAACGUGUCAAUAAAUUUUAGUUAAAGAGAGCAAUAAAAAAAACGACCGUUACUUUUCUGCUACUUGAGUUACAAACAGGUGGUACUUCUGAUGUAGCACCUGUUUGUAACUCAAUUAGUAGAAAACUGGUGAUCGUUUUUCUUUAUUGCUCUCUUCAAAUAAAAUUUAUUGACACGUUACGCGUGACACACUGUAUGUGGGACACAGACUGAGCGUAUUACCUACUAUUAUGUAGUAUGGUCUCACUUGCUUCCAGUGUUGGAACUUUCUCCUUUCUGAUUUUUUUUUCUUCUUGUGUGUGUGUGUGUGUGUGUCUACAACUACAACAUUAUCGUUAACUUUACGCAUAAGGCUGUCGUUGCCUGGCGGGAUAGUGCACUGCAAAGUGAUAGACAGUUUACCGUCGUCAUCAUCACGAGCUAUGUUAUGGCAGUAUUACAAUUACGGUAAUGUAAAUUUUGGCCUAACUACUCUCAUACCAAAUAUAUCGAGCCAUUAUGGGCUACACUCUCUCGUCUUUGUUCAUAGUGGGGUAUCGAAACAAAUCUUGAGCAAUAAUUCAGAACAAACAAACCAUUUUCAACGUGAAUUUUAAAGAUCAGUGUGACCUCUUUUGGUCUUUGUUUUUGGUGCUGAUCACAGUUUGUUGGCAUAGUAAGUGGCUUCUGACACUGCUGGCAAAUGUUUCACAGCAAAUGUUUUAUUGUUUUUGAAAAGGCAUCUAAUGACAUUCCUCCUAAUCAUCUUGUAAGUAAAUAAUUUUCCCUCACUUUUCAUCAUGUAUAGUUGCAUGGGUUUUUUUAUUGUUGUCGUCCAAGUUUUGAGAGAGAUGUCAUCGUGCAAAGAUAUUCAAAUGUUCAAUGUGGUAUACCUCGAGGCUCUUCCUUACGUUCAGAUUUGUUUCACAUAGACGAUAGGUGUGUCAAUAAUGAAUAGUAGCAGUAUUCAUUUUCAUAUCAUAGAGGCAAUAAUUUAUCCAGUGAUCUAAAUUUCUGCACACUGGGGCUUAACUGAACAGAUUUUAAUGUACACUUAACUUUCUAGUACAGUCACCGACCGAUUUUUCGGACCCGAUGUUUGGGGAUCAUGCUCGAUUAUUCGGACUCGUUCACGGAACGGCCGCGGGUCCCAUAGAGUUGAUGUAUAAGAACGUCCAAAAUUUCGGACGCCGUGCAGCCCCGUCGUUCGAUAUUUCGGACUCUGUUUGCCCGAUCACCGAAUUUCACUCUUGCGGUGACGGAAAAUAUUGAUAUCAUCCGAAAUUCGUAUCAAGAGAAAUCAACCAACUAAAAUAUUGAGGGAAAAAGAUAGGCAAUGAUUGUUCAUUUUACAUUCCUCUGAGUAGAAGAGGUCUGUCGUAAGGCUUUUGAGUCGUCAUUUUUGGCCAACAGCUUGAUUCAAAAGGCCGAGCACGUGCUGUCCGCCCGCGAGUCGCGCGACAGCGCUGUAAAGUCAGCUUCACCUAAAGCACGCAUGUGUUAGGUGAAGCCGACUUGUGGACUUGAUGGCGGCGGUGCCUCUGUCAGUGUACGGUGACGAAAUAUCGCUUCGGGAAAUAGAAGCUGAUGUCAUCAGGUAGAGCUGAAAGCCCGUUAGGAAAGCAUCGACAAAUUUUUCCAACCUACUAGAGCUCAGUAAAGUUUAUUUUGAAGCGAAAUUCGUUUUUCGGACUGCUCGAUUAUUCAGACUUCUGUGCGAUCCCCCCCCCCCCCCCCCCCGAGUCCGAAAAAUCGUACGGCGACUGUACUUUGCUGAUAAGAGUCAGUUAUCCUAAAAUCAAAAAUGUAAUGUUAUUGCAAGCGAGGAAGUAUGUGUGAUUGUGUCUAUGCUUGUUCUGCAAAAAGUAGUUUGAAAUUUGAGAAGUACAUGGGCAUACCUCUGUAGAAAUUAAUGACUAAUGAGACAUUGCUGAAAGCUGUGAACCUGUGAAUGUUGCAUAUCACACAUAGAGUAAAAGUAGUAAUUUUAAUUAAUUUUGCAAUCAUUUUUCGUGAAGUACAUGUAUUGGUAACAAUGACAGAAAAAGUACAGCAAUUUGCAGCGGCUUGUUGCAAAUUCUAUUUCCUAUCUUCCUUUCUUUCUUGCACUGGCAGCAAGUGAAACUCACUCAUUGCCAACAAGUGAGAUUUCACUAUUUCAGCGCACAUUUAGAGCACUUUGGCAACAUUUUCACAAAUGAACUCCACUCUCAUUCCAACAUCAUAUCAUCAUUACUCAAUCAUUCUCAACUCUUGAAUGUCAGCUUGAAGUUCAGCAUCAAGGAAGGGUUUGUCUUCAUGAGGGUGUUGCAGUCUUACUGUUAGACGUACUUAAAUAACAAAGAUGAAUGAGCUCCAUGGUACAACUGCAUGAAACAUGUAUGGUGAGACUAAGGUCCCGCAAAACAUUCCAAAUCCAAUCCAUCCACUUUUUCAGUUAAUAAGCCCAAGGAAUUGAGCAAGAAUUUAACUUAAGAAAGAGAAAGAACGAAGAUAAAAAUUUAAGAAAAGAAAUUAACUUACACAGUAUGCAAUCAUGGGAGGACUAUCCGUGGCUGUGUGCUACAAUAGAAGAGCAAUUUUGAACAAGUUAAAAAAAAACAUUAAAAAUGCACAAGAAAAUGUUUCUUCGCAACCACGAUGGGUACAGAUUACAUGCCCUUAUCUCAUGACUCCAGUCUUCGUUGUCUUUUUUUUUAUGAGAGGGGGGGGGGCAUUUAGUGCCCAAAAUUCUGAAAUCCUGAGCAUGCCUCUAGCUAUCAUGCACCAAACCGUUGUGUGAGAGGUACAGCUUGGGACAAAAGUUUACGGAACAUCGGGGUGUCCAUUUCUCCAUUGGUGCGACACCUUAGCAGCAAACAGGGGCAGACAAACAUACUGAGAGAUGGAUACAAUAGCCAGUCACCUGUUUCUUAUUCGAUCUGUUCUGGAGGGCUAACAGGGGACCGCUCCGAUGAACAAAUACGCUAGUGCCGUGUUCCAUAAACUUUUGUCCCAAGCUGUACUACCCCAAUACUUGUCUACGAUGGGACAUGCGUAACUAUGAUGUGUCAUGUUGUACAAAGAUUCUUGUACAUGACAUUGUUAGAGCCCCAGCUAGUAAUUUCAGGCACAGUAAAACCCCCUCAAUUUUGCAAUAGUUCGCAUAUCUGCAAGCAACUGGUGGCCUUCAUGGUGGUAUGGUAGUGUUUGAUGCUUUGCGCUGCCCAGCGAACUACCUGUAAGACAUUUGUCACACACCAACGAUUGCACGCUUUAUUUGUGACACCUUUCGUAUCUUUCUUCUGUUUCUUCAUGCUUACAGCUAUCCAAUCAUGGUGUUCAAUUUCCCCAAGGCUAAUGGUGUGAUGACUUGCUGCAGUUAUUUAAUGGAAUAGGUUAAAGCAUGCCUUCAAAAGCAACAACAUACAAAAGCGUGCCACUACCGCUUACAAAAGCGGUACGCUAUACAUGGAAAUCUUCGUUGUAUUUGUACGCUUCUACAUCCCUUGCACCAAUAUUCAAAGCAGAACGCCACAUUAAUGUGUGUGUCGUUUCAUGCACAAGGUGCGCAAACGGGUGUAGAAAGACAGGCUUUCAAUGUGCAUACUCAUUUCAUUUUAUCUCAGAACAGUCGUAAAAUUGGAGUUCUUACCUGUUUCUGAAUUGUCAUUUAAGGGAACAGAUAUAGCUUGCUUUAUUUUUGUUGCAGCUGUACAGUGAAUUUGGCGAUAUUUUGUGGUGACAUUCUUUGGAAUGUUGAAUAAUACAGGAACCAAAGCUUUCUUAUUAAAUGUAUGAUGUUUGGAUAUGUGAGGAUUUAGGCAUAUUAGGAUACGGUUGAAGUGUUGCUUGUUAGUAUUGUCCUUGUUUGUCACCCAUGUCCUGAGAAGAAGCUCCUUUAGUCGUUCACAUUAAAAAGAUGAGAGUACCGAUGUACCUCUUUCUUCAUGA
This is a messenger RNA of Ornithodoros turicata, 8086 nucleotides long. RefSeq names its product TBC1 domain family member 23-like (gene TBC1D23). The record is from RefSeq and is a predicted model, not a curated record. Gene Ontology annotation, biological process: retrograde transport, endosome to Golgi. The coding region runs from base 38 to 2041 and encodes 667 amino acids. The transcript is spliced from 16 exons. Lineage: Eukaryota; Metazoa; Arthropoda; Arachnida; Ixodida; Argasidae. Gene Ontology annotation, cellular component: trans-Golgi network.